This is a messenger RNA of Megalopta genalis, 1007 nucleotides long. RefSeq names its product SPRY domain-containing protein 7. The record is from RefSeq and is a predicted model, not a curated record. NCBI's taxonomy places the organism in Eukaryota, Metazoa, Arthropoda, Insecta, Hymenoptera, Halictidae. Gene Ontology annotation, molecular function: protein binding.
AUCGUUGAAAUGUACAUACGUAGCAUCAAGCUGUUAUCAUAUCUAGGAGUUGUGUAGUGUCUAAGUUUCCUGUAAUAGAAGCAAAAAUUGGGAAACGUUUGUGGUUUCAUUUUUGCAGGAGAAAAAAAGAUAUUUUUUCUCCUCGAGCUAACAUGAUGCCGUAUCGGCUUAUUUGAACGAGCUAAAGGAAACCGAGCAAGAAUGAUGUUUUGCUGUCUCAGAAAUUGUUUUGACGGCCUUGGUUUUGCCGAAGCUCAAACAUCAAAGGAACAUCCGAAUCCUAUAGCUUUAGAUACAUCUCACAUGGGACACGAAGUUGUGAUAGUAAAAGAUGGUCUAAGAGUGUGUGGUUGUGGUGGUGCCUUAACAAAUGCUCCUCUUGUUCAAAGUAAAAGCUAUUUUGAAGUUAAAAUACAACAAAGCGGUAUAUGGGCGGUUGGACUAGCUACGAAAUCAACGGAUCUAAAUAUUGCAACUGGAGGAAAUGAUGGGGAAAGUUGGGCUCUUAAUUCUGACGGCAUUAUAAGGCAUAAUCAACAAGAAUUACAUAAAAUUCAGACUCUAGUUCAAGAAGGAGAUAUUAUAGGUAUAUCUUAUGACCAUGUAGAACUUAAUUUCUAUAUAAAUGGAAAGUCUACGGAAACUCCUAUAAUAGGGAUAAAAGGAACUGUGUAUCCAGUACUUUAUGUGGAUGAUGGGGCCAUUUUAGAUUUAAUUGUGGAUAACUUUUUUCAUCAAUCACCUGCCGGUUUUGAGAAAAUUAUGUUGGAGCAAUCGUUGCUUUAGCAAAAUGAACUAACAUGACAAAAGUUAAUCCCUUUAUUGAUCUGAAACAUCAAAAUGAUAUAUGUCCAUCCUACGCUAAUGUAACAGAAAGAACAAAGUGGGAAAUUAUUCUAAUCUUAACAGAAAGUCGUAAGAUAUAACUCUAUGAAGAACAAAUUCUUUUAAUAAUAAUGUAUAAAUAUAUUUAAUUAGCAAUUGCAAAAUAAACACCUUAAUUUAUA